Camelina sativa (false flax) is the source of this 2063-nucleotide messenger RNA. The record is from RefSeq and is a predicted model, not a curated record. NCBI's taxonomy places the organism in Eukaryota, Viridiplantae, Streptophyta, Magnoliopsida, Brassicales, Brassicaceae.
CCUGCACAAAGGAAGAAGAACAAGUCCAUCUCACAAGUUUCAUUAAUUCCGUUUUCGUGAAUCUCUCUGUGUACAAAGACGAAGAGCAAACAAGACGAAGUGACACUGAUAGAAACCCUAGGGUUUUUUUUUUGUUUGUUAAAUUCCGUCGAGGCGUAAUGUCGUCGGAGCUGCAGAUUUCGCCGGCGAUUCACGACCCGCAAGGGCAAGAAAAGCAGCAGCAAGCCGCCGGAGUCGGGAUUUUGCUUCAGAUCAUGAUGCUUGUCCUCUCUUUUGUACUCGGUCAUGUCCUUCGCCGUCAUAAGUUCUAUUAUCUACCUGAAGCUUCUGCUUCUCUUCUAAUCGGGCUGAUCGUUGGUGGUUUAGCGAACAUCUCGAACACGGAGACUAGCAUUAGGACAUGGUUCAAUUUCCACGAUGAAUUCUUCUUUCUGUUUCUGCUGCCUCCCAUCAUAUUUCAGUCAGGCUUCAGUCUGCAACCUAAACCUUUCUUUUCAAACUUUGGAGCCAUUGUCACUUUUUCAGUGCUUGGAACUUUUGUAGCUUCCAUGGUUACUGGAUUGCUAGUGUACCUUGGCGGUGUGAUGUUUCUCAUGUACAGACUUCCAUUGGUCGAGUGUCUCAUGUUUGGCUCUCUUAUCUCGGCCACUGAUCCUGUCACUGUAUUGUCUAUAUUUCAGGAACUUGGUUCAGAUGUAAAUUUGUAUGCCCUGGUGUUUGGAGAAUCAGUUUUAAAUGAUGCUAUGGCGAUAUCUCUGUACAGGACAAUGUCCUUGGUGAGAAGUCAUUCCUCUGGACAGAAUUUCUUUAUGGUGAUAGUCAGGUUUCUCGAAACGUUUGUCGGUUCAAUGUCUGCAGGCGUUGGAGUUGGAUUCACCUCUGCUCUCCUAUUCAAGUAUGCAGGGCUGGAUGUUGACAAUCUGCAGAACUUGGAAUGCUGCCUCUUCGUGCUUUUUCCAUAUUUCUCAUACAUGCUUGCUGAAGGUCUCAGUCUAUCUGGCAUCGUAUCGAUUCUAUUUACUGGGAUUGUCAUGAAACAUUAUACCUACUCAAACUUGUCUGCAAAUUCUCAGCGAUUUGUGUCUGCGUUUUUUCAUCUGAUAUCUUCACUGGCAGAGACUUUUGUGUUCAUCUACAUGGGUUUUGAUAUUGCCAUGGAAAAGCAUAGUUGGUCACACUUGGGAUUCAUCUUUUUCUCUAUUUUAUUUAUCGUAAUUGCAAGGGCAGCUAAUGUGUUUGGUUGUGGAUAUUUGGUCAAUCUGGCACGGCCUGCUCAUAGGAAAAUACCAAUGACGCAUCAGAAAGCACUUUGGUACAGUGGACUUCGAGGUGCUAUGGCUUUUGCUCUUNUGGGUUCUAUUGGUCAGCGAUGAAAUAUUUUAUUCUGAUUCGCUCGCUCCUUCUUUCAGUCUGCAGAACUUGGAAUGCUGCCUCUUCGUGUGUUGCUGAUUGGAGGAUCCACUGGUACAAUGCUUGAAGCCCUAGAGGUCGUAGGUGAUAGCCAUGAUACAUCCUUAGGUGAUGGUUUUGAGGUGGUGAACAGUCGUUAUAUGACUAGUUAUGAUGAUGAAGAUACACCGUCAGGAAGCGGAUUCAGGACAAAACUAAGAGAGUUCCAUAAGAGCGCGGCAUCAUUCACAGAACUAGAUAAGAACUAUCUAACACCAUUCUUCACAAGUAACAACGGAGAUUAUGAUGAUGAGGAUAACAUAGAGCAACACCAUGAAGAACGAAUCCCAUUUACUAGAAGAGGAAAUCUAAAUAACCGAGGCUAAAAUUCCCGAGAGAAGAAAUCUAAGUGUUUUUUUCACCGGCAUAUAUGUACAUAAAAGAAAUUGGAUGUAUCGGAGGAAGUAGUGAGAAGGGUAUCUUCUAGAGUUCUCUCUAAUAUGGGACUUGUGUUGUUGGUUUUGAACCUCAAAGGGAGAUAUUGUUAGGUUGAAACUAAUUACAUUCACACAAAAAAAAACUUAAUGGCCAUGGCUGCUUAUACUUGUCUAUCCCAGGAAUGUUAAAAAAAAAAUUAUUUGGAAAUGCGAUAAUGUCUCCUUUGUCUCGUGGUU